AUGGUCCCAAACGAAGCCCAUCAAUACAUGGGAAUUAUCAAAAUGCUUCAGCAUUUCGGAUGGACGUGGGUUGGGCUCUUUGCUGUGGAUGAUGACAGUGGAGACCAUUUCUUGCAAGCCCUGGAAUUAUUAUUUUCCCAGCAUGGGAUCUGUUGGGCAUUCACAGAAAGAAUCCCAAACCAAGUCAAUUGGGAUACGUUGGAUGACCUCAAUCAUUUUAUGUCAAAUCUAUAUCUGCCUUUCAGCGAUAACAAAGUCAGUACAUUUAUCCUGUAUGGAGAAUCAAGGACAAUAAUAUCUUUGAAUGGUAUUAUGUUUCUAGCAGAUCCUUUCUAUAAAGAAAAUACAUCAUUGAGGAAGGUGUGGAUUAUGACAGCCCAAGCUGAAUUUGCAUUAACAGGUCUUCAGCGAGCCUGGGAUUUCCAGUUCUUCCAAGGGGCAAUUUCCUUCAGAAUUCACUCAAAUGAGAUCUUAGGGUUCCACAACUUUCUUAAGAAAAUUAAACCACACCGGGAAAAAAGAAAUGGUUUUCUUAAAGAAUUUUGGGAACAAGCAUUCUGCUGUUCAUUUCCAGAUCUCCAAGGUCCGGUGAAGGACAAUGCAUUAUGUAUCGGGGAAGAGAGCCUAGAGAAUCUUCCAGGGCAUAUUUUUGAAAUGAGCAUGACUGGCCAUAGCUACAGCAUCUACAAUGCUGUUUAUGCGAUAGCACAUGCUUUGCAAGCCAUGUACACAUCUAUGUCCAACCUAAAAGAAAAAUCAUGGGGCAAAAGACUGGAAUUUCAAAAUCUCCAGCCAUGGCAGCUCCACUCAUUUCUUCAAGGCAUUUCAUUUAACAACUCAGCAGGAGAAACGGUAUCUUUUAAUGAUCACAGGGAAAUGGGAGAUGGAUUUGAUAUCAUGAACCUGGUCACAUUUCCAAACAAGACUUUUGUUAGAGUGAAAGUCGGAAGCGUGAAUUCCAAUGCUCCUGAAGACAAAGCAUUCCUCUUUCAUGAAGACAGAAUUGUGUGGCAAACAUGUUUUAACCAGGGGCUGCUCAUUUCUGUGUGCAAUGACUACUGCCGUCCUGGUUAUCAGAAGAAAAGGAAGGAAGGGGAGAAGUUUUGUUGCUACGAUUGUGAUCCUUGCCCAGAAGGGAAGAUUUCAAACCACCGAGACAUGGUGGAUUGUAUCAAAUGCCCACAAGAUCAGUAUUCAAACAAAGACAAAGAUGGAUGCAUUCCCAAAAAUAUAAUCUUCCUAUCAUUUGAAGAACCUUUAGGGAUCAGUUUCGCUUUGCUUGCUGUUUCUUUUUCCCUGAUCACAGCCUUAGUGCUAGGAAUUUUUAUUCAGAACAAAGAUACUCCAAUAGUCAAAGCCAACAACAGAGAUAUCACCUACACUCUCCUGGUUUCCCUCCUGUUCUGCUUCCUCUGUUCUUUGCUGUUCCUUGGAGAACCAAGCAAGGGGACCUGCUUCAUCCGACAAUCAACUUUUGCUAUCAUCUUCUCUGUGGCUGUUUCAUGUGUGUUAGCCAAAACCAUCACUGUGCUCCUAGCUUUUAUAGCCACCAAACCAGGAUAUAGCAUAAGGAAGUGGGUGGGGAAAAAACUAGCCAACUCCAUUGUCCUUUCCUGCUCCCUAAUGCAAGCUGGCAUCUGUUUGAUGUGGCUGGGAACCUCUCCUCCGUUCCCAGAUUUGGACAUGCAUUGCAUGGCUGAAAAGAUUGUAGCAGAAUGUAAUGAAGGGUCUGUUGUCAUGUUCUAUAUCGUCCUGGGCUACAUGGGACUUCUGUCCCUCAUGAGCUUGACUGUGGCUUUCCUAGCGAGGAAAUUGCCAGACAGCUUCAACGAAGCCAAGUUCAUCACCUUCAGCAUGCUAGUUUUUUGCAGUGUUUGGUUGUCUUUUGUUCCAACCUACCUGAGCACCAAAGGAAAAUACAUGGUAGCCGUGGAGAUCUUCUCUAUCUUGGCUUCCAGUGCUGGACUACUGGGUUGUAUCUUCUCCCCCAAAUGUUACCUUAUUGUUUUCAGGCCUGAGUUGAACAAGAGGGAGCAGCUAAUAAGGCGCUAG
This is a messenger RNA of Eublepharis macularius, 2052 nucleotides long. RefSeq names its product vomeronasal type-2 receptor 26-like. The transcript is spliced from 4 exons. Gene Ontology annotation, biological process: G protein-coupled receptor signaling pathway. Gene Ontology annotation, molecular function: G protein-coupled receptor activity. Lineage: Eukaryota; Metazoa; Chordata; Lepidosauria; Squamata; Eublepharidae. Gene Ontology annotation, cellular component: membrane. The record is from RefSeq and is a predicted model, not a curated record. The coding region runs from base 1 to 2052 and encodes 683 amino acids.